Limulus polyphemus (Atlantic horseshoe crab) is the source of this 1317-nucleotide messenger RNA. Its product is annotated as 3-oxoacyl-[acyl-carrier-protein] reductase FabG-like. Gene Ontology annotation, molecular function: oxidoreductase activity. The record is from RefSeq and is a predicted model, not a curated record. The transcript is spliced from 11 exons. Bases 224 to 1018 code for a protein of 264 amino acids. NCBI's taxonomy places the organism in Eukaryota, Metazoa, Arthropoda, Merostomata, Xiphosura, Limulidae.
GCCUUUCCGUAUUGAGUACGUUGUUUUUUAAUAAUUUUGUAAAGACAAUUGUACGUACUACUAGUACUAGCAGUAGAUUCAGUGUGUUGUUUGAUUUAACUUUCAACAACAGAAUAUGUCAAGCAAACAAGUUUUUAUUUCUAUAACUUACCAUGUAAUGAUCUGAGGGAAACUUGCCUCUUCAGUCACUUUAAAGAAACAGUUUCCAAUACUAACUUGAGGCAUGGCAGCCCAAGGACUAUCUAAUCUUACUGGAAAAGUGGCCCUUAUAACAGGAGCAAGUUCUGGAGUUGGAGCAGCUACAGCUCUACUUUUUUCACGAUUGGGAGCUUCAUUGUCUUUAACAGGGAGAAAAAAAGAAAACUUGGAAAAAAUUGCAAAAAGAUGUGAGGAAGUUUCACCAUUGAAGCAUCAGCCCCUAUACAUAAUUGGUGACUUAACAGUGGAAAAAGAAACGCAGCUCAUUUUGGAAGAUACUGUAAAACAUUUUGGAAAGUUAAAUGUGCUGGUGAACAAUGCAGGGAUUAUUGAGACUGGAACAAUUGAAAACACCAGUCUUGAACAGUAUGACAAGAUGUUUAAUAUCAAUGUCAGGUCCGUGUAUCACUUGACCAUGCUAGCUGUCCCUUACCUUGUUUCAAGUAAAGGCAACAUUGUUAAUGUAUCCAGUGUAAAUGGACUAAGAUCUUUUGCUGGUGUCUUGUCUUACUGCAUGUCUAAAAGUGCUAUUGACCAGUUCACUCACUGUGUAGCUCUUGAACUGGCCCCUAAGCAGGUGAGAGUGAAUGCUGUCAAUCCAGGUGUUCUAACAACUGGUCUUCAACUACGUGGUGGCCUCACUGAAGAAGCCUUUAAGCAGUUUUUAGAACGAAGUAAGACCACUCAUGCUUUAGGAAGACCGGGAGAAGCAGAAGAGGUUGCAUCAGCCAUAGCUUUCCUUGCUUCUGAUGAAGCAUCCUUCAUAACUGGUGUGACUUUACCUGUUGAUGGAGGUCGACAUGCUAUGUGUCCUCGAUAGAACUUAAAAUUUGUAAACCCUAGAAUGAAAACUGUAAAGCAGAAAUUACAUGAUAAUGCUGGAAUAGUAGAGUUCUCCUUUUGAAAUAUCUAAUACUUAUUUUUAUUUCCUUGAUAUAAUUGAGAUUAAGUGAUCUGUUAGGAGGAGCAAGUAUUGUACACGGUGAAAAUGUUUUUGUAGAGAUUGUGAAGUUUUAAGUAAAAUUUUUUACAGAUGAUGAUAUGUCUAUUGUAAAGUGUAAUUAACUUUUUGCCUUAAGAUACAAGACUGCCAAUUAGAUUUCCUGUAUGUUCUGAAAU